AUGAUCACACCGCAACGACAGGCCAUGGUCCACCGGAUCCAGACCACAAUGGCUGUGGGAUAUUCAGCCAUGGGGGCAUGGUGUGUCUUGGCCCCGGCAUCAGUCAUCACUCUCUCCCUCACCUCAACGUUUGCACGUGUGGACGCCACCACAAUGUUGCUCAUGCAAUGUUUUGGUGCCCAGGCCGUGACCACUGGCCUCCUCCUCGGUACUGCGACGAUGACGGCGGCCAGCUUCAAGGCGUUUGGGCUGGCAAUGUUGCCGUACCUGGGAUUCAACGUCUGGUUUGGCGUCGGGCCAGGCAAGGGCAUGUUCACACCAGUACUGGGGCUCGACUUUGUUGGCAACAUUGUGUUUGCACUCGGCAGCGCGUGGUGUGUACGGCUCCUUGAAGAGAGGGAAAAGGGGCAGUGA
Messenger RNA from Apiotrichum porosum, 414 nucleotides. RefSeq lists its product as uncharacterized. NCBI's taxonomy places the organism in Eukaryota, Fungi, Basidiomycota, Tremellomycetes, Trichosporonales, Trichosporonaceae. The record is from RefSeq and is a predicted model, not a curated record. Bases 1 to 414 code for a protein of 137 amino acids. The transcript has a single exon.